Arvicola amphibius (Eurasian water vole) is the source of this 1564-nucleotide messenger RNA. RefSeq names its product acyl-CoA dehydrogenase short chain (gene Acads). Gene Ontology annotation, molecular function: flavin adenine dinucleotide binding. The transcript is spliced from 10 exons. The record is from RefSeq and is a predicted model, not a curated record. Bases 110 to 1348 code for a protein of 412 amino acids. Gene Ontology annotation, biological process: butyrate catabolic process; fatty acid beta-oxidation using acyl-CoA dehydrogenase. Gene Ontology annotation, cellular component: mitochondrion. Lineage: Eukaryota; Metazoa; Chordata; Mammalia; Rodentia; Cricetidae.
CCGCCCCUGCGGGUCAGUGGGCGUGGCCCGAGCCCGGGCCCUGCCCCUGCCCCUGCCGUCCGGAACACUAGAGCUGCUUGCAAGAGGUCUGGGAGGUCCGCGCGCGUCCAUGGCUGCCGCCCUGCUCUCCCGGGCCGGUGGCCCACUCCGCCGAGCUCUCCAUCCUCGUGACUGGCGCAGGUUGCAUACCGUUUACCAGUCUGCGGAGCUGCCCGACACACAUCAGAUGUUGCGCCAGACGUGCCGGGACUUUGCUGAGAAGGAGCUGGUCCCCAUUGCGGCCCAGCUGGACAGGGAGCAUCUCUUCCCCACAGCUCAGGUGAAGAAGAUGGGUGAGCUCGGGCUGCUGGCCAUGGAUGUUCCUGAGGAGUUCAGCGGUGCGGGCCUGGAUUACCUGGCCUAUUCCAUUGCCCUAGAGGAGAUCAGCCGCGGCUGUGCUUCCACUGGAGUUAUCAUGAGCGUCAACAACUCUCUCUACUUGGGGCCCAUCCUGAAGUUUGGAACCCCGGAGCAGAAGCAGCGAUGGAUCACCCCUUUCACCAGUGGUGACAAAAUCGGGUGUUUUGCUCUCAGUGAGCCAGGGAACGGCAGUGAUGCGGGAGCUGCUUCCACCACGGCCCGGGAAGAGGGUGACUCCUGGGUUCUCAAUGGCACCAAAGCCUGGAUCACCAACUCCUGGGAGGCUUCGGCCACGGUGGUGUUUGCUAGCACAGACCGGUCCCGGCAGAACAAGGGUAUCAGUGCCUUCCUAGUUCCCAUGCCCACUCCCGGGCUCACGCUGGGCAAGAAGGAAGAUAAGCUGGGCAUCCGGGCCUCAUCUACAGCUAACCUCAUCUUUGAGGACUGUCGCAUCCCCAAGGAGAACCUGCUGGGGGAGCCAGGGAUGGGCUUCAAGAUAGCCAUGCAAACCCUGGACAUGGGCCGCAUCGGCAUCGCCUCCCAGGCUCUGGGCAUUGCCCAGGCCUCCCUCGAUUGUGCCGUGAAAUACGCCGAGAGCCGCAACGCCUUUGGGGCCCCACUCACCAAGCUCCAGAACAUCCAGUUCAAGCUGGCAGACAUGGCCCUGGCCCUGGAGAGCGCCCGCCUGCUGACUUGGCGCGCUGCCAUGCUGAAGGACAAUAAGAAGCCAUUCACCAAGGAGUCCGCCAUGGCCAAGCUGGCUGCAUCUGAGGCUGCAACCGCCAUUAGCCACCAGGCCAUCCAGAUCCUGGGCGGCAUGGGGUAUGUGACGGAGAUGCCAGCCGAGCGGUACUAUCGAGAUGCUCGCAUCACGGAGAUCUACGAGGGUACCAGCGAAAUCCAGAGACUGGUGAUUGCCGGGCACCUGCUCCGGAGUUACCGGAGCUGAGCCCUCUCGGGCUUGCCUGCCUGCGGACCGAGGCAAAGGGCCAGCAGCCUCAUGACUUAACUUUGGGGCCCGGUCAGACCAUAAAGGGACCUGCCUCAUUCUGCCUGUUCCGCCCCUCACUGUACCCUGCCAGUCAGACCGGGGGACGUCUGUUUCAGGGAGAGGAACUGCCAGCUGCUGUGACCUGUGCCUCAGAAGAAAUGAGCUGUCACUUCA